AGACGGUGACACGCGGCAUGUUCUCAGACUGCCACGUCAGUUCACGGGUCAUGUCAUGACCCUAUGUAUAUAUUGUGCCUCCGUUUCUCUCUUCGUUCCAUCUUUUUACUUAGCUUGGUAUCCUGCUGCUGCUUCUUCUUCCUGAAAUCGGAUGGAGUUCAAUAAUGCUAGAAAAAAAGCUUUGGCAAGCUUUGUUGUUUUAGCUCUGAUGAUUAUGAUGGGUUUUGUAUCUCAGUCUUUGGCUUAUGAUUUCUAUGUUGGUGGAAAGAAUGGAUGGGUGCCUAAUCCUUCAGAUCCGUACAAUAAUUGGGCUGAGAGGAACAGGUUUCAAGUCAAUGACAAGCUAGUGUUCCACUACAAAAAGGGAGAAGACUCUGUCCUCCUCGUAAACAAACAAGACUACGACUCAUGCAACACAACCAAGCCCAUAAAAAAACUCGACGAUGGCCACUCCAUCUUCAAUCUCGACCGCUCCGGCCACUUCUUCUUCAUCAGCGGUGAUCACAACCGAUGCCAGAAUGGCGAGAAAUUGAUUGUUGCCGUAAUGGCAAUGAGCCACGGCAAAGGGAUUCCUCCGGCGUUGCCUUUCCCUCUGCCGCCGUCACUUUCCCCCUCAGGUUUGCCUUCAGGGAUUUCACCGGCUCCAUGCAAUGCAGUGUUCCACUACAAAAAGGGAGAAGACUCUGUCCUCCUCGUAAACAAACAAGACUACGACUCAUGCAACACAACCAAGCCCAUAAAAAAACUCGACGAUGGCCACUCCAUCUUCAAUCUCGACCGCUCCGGCCACUUCUUCUUCAUCAGCGGUGAUCACAACCGAUGCCAGAAUGGCGAGAAAUUGAUUGUUGCCGUAAUGGCAAUGAGCCACGGCAAAGGGAUUCCUCCGGCGUUGCCUUUCCCUCUGCCGCCGUCACUUUCCCCCUCAGGUUUGCCUUCAGGGAUUUCACCGGCUCCGUCCGUAUCGGAG
Asparagus officinalis (garden asparagus) is the source of this 967-nucleotide messenger RNA. Its product is annotated as early nodulin-like protein 1. NCBI's taxonomy places the organism in Eukaryota, Viridiplantae, Streptophyta, Magnoliopsida, Asparagales, Asparagaceae. Gene Ontology annotation, molecular function: electron transfer activity. The transcript is spliced from 3 exons. The annotation marks the transcript as partial. Gene Ontology annotation, cellular component: plasma membrane. The record is from RefSeq and is a predicted model, not a curated record.